GCGAAGAAAUAUGCUAUGGAGCAGAGCAUUAAGAGUGUCCUGGUGAAGCAAACCAUAGCUCACCAACAGCAGCAGCUUACUAACCUGCAGAUGGCAGCAGUGACUAUGGGCUUUGGAGAUCCUCUCUCACCCUUUCAAUCGGUCAAUAGAAUAUUAAACUAUUUCUUUCUCUGUGCGCAUUUUUGAUACUAUGAUUUUUGGUGCUAUGAGUGAGUGACAUACCAGGCCAGAUAUACAAAGCUGAUGACCAGACAUUUGUCUCAGCAUAUUUCAAAAGUAGACAUGGCUUUUUCUGGGGUUUACUUGUGCGGCGAAUGAUAUGUGUAUGUGGUUGGUCACUCAUUUCAUCACAGGUUGCCAGGUCUCACAAGGCUUUUACAACUUUUAGAUUUUGCAGUACUGUAGAUUGUAUUUGGGCCCAAGUGUGUAGGUGAGAGAAGGACUUGGAGGAAUUUGUCAAGGAUAUUUCUCUAGCCCAGGUCUAUUUUUCAUCACCACCCUUUAAAAUGUAUCAUCAGCUCUUACUGUGAUCACAUUCCAGUGAUCAUUAACACAUAUAGACUCCAUGUGCAAGGAGCAUUUGUGUGUGUGUGUGUGUGUGUGUGUGUGUGUGUGUGUGUGUGUGUGUGUGUGUGUUGUGUGCUGGGGAUGUUGCAAAUCCAUGUCUCCUUUGUAAAUAUGCUGUGAACUAUCAGAGCCAGCUUGGUGGGAUGUAUAAGAAGGCUAGCCAAGAAAAAGCACCCAGCAGCCAAAAAAAAAAAAAAGUCACGUAGGUUUAUUUAGGUAGGGAAACAUUCCUAACGUAUGUAAUUGAAGGAAAAACAACCCUGUGUACAUUAAUUAUUAGGUUAUGUGGUUUGUGCAGAUUCGCCCUUCCUCUUGGAGAAUUCCAGCGUAAGUCCAAAAGCCACCAAAGGAGGCACCUCAGGUUUCAGCUCAUAAUUGUGGUUUUGAUGGUAUGGUUUUGUUGAAAUUGUCUUGUUGGAAUCUUUGCACUCCAGGUUAGUCAUAACUGUACAUGUUUUGAAAUGUGUGCUGUGCAGGCUCAAAGUAAAACCCCUGAGCUCACUGUUAAACAGAAGGGCUUCUCUGCAUCUACUCUAACUCCCUGGCAUUUAUGCUUAAGUUGUGGCAGCACAGAGGCAGCGAGCUCUCGCCAUCAUGUGUCGCGUCUAUGUGGGUUCCAUCUAUUACGAGCUCGGUGAGGACACCAUUCGGCAGGCUUUUGCCCCGUUCGGCCCAAUCAAGAGCAUCGACAUGUCCUGGGACUCUGUCACCAUGAAACACAAGGGCUUUGCCUUUGUGGAGUAUGAGGUGCCUGAGGCUGCUCAGCUGGCUCUGGAGCAGAUGAACUCUGUCAUGCUGGGUGGAAGGAACAUUAAGGUGGGGCGGCCAGGUAACAUCGGACAGGCGCAGCCCAUCAUUGACCAGCUGGCAGAGGAGGCACGCGCAUACAAUCGCAUUUAUGUAGCCUCAGUGCACCCGGACCUGUCCGAUGACGACAUCAAGAGCGUCUUUGAGGCCUUCGGCAAGAUUAAAGCCUGCAUGCUGGCCCGAGAGCACACCACAGGGAAGCACAAAGGCUACUGCUUCAUCGAAUAUGAAAAGCCUCAGUCAGCAAUAGAUGCAGUGUCCUCCAUGAACCUGUUCGACCUGGGAGGCCAGUACCUGAGGGUGGGGAAGGCCGUGACUCCUCCCAUGCCCCUGCUGACCCCGACGACCCCCGGAGGUUUGCCUCCUGCUGCGGCUGUGGCUGCUGCCGCUGCCACUGCUAAAAUCACAGCCCAGGAGGCUGUCGCAGGGGCGUCUGUACUGGGCUCACUGGCGUCUCCCGCUCAGCUCCUCAGCCAGCAGAUAGGACUCCCUCAGGCUGUACUGGCAGCGCAGGCCCCAGGCUUGAUUACAGGUGUCACGCCCGUUCGGCCGACUCUGCCCGUGGUGCCUCAGGUGGGCCUGGUAAACCCCGUGCUGGCGUCGCCACCCAUCACAUCCAGUGCCACGUCCACAGGAACACCAACAAGCACAACUCAGCAGCAGCCCGAGGUUAAGAGGGAGGUACAGGACAAGCAGGAGAAAGACGAAGCUCGAGCAGAUGCCGCGGAGCAAAGGAGCGUGAAUGAGCAGGAGCAGAUCAGAAGCAGUGAGGGCAGCCCCACAGUCACACACUCAGGGUCUACAGUAAUGGUGUUGCGCAACAUGGUGGGCCCUGAAGACAUAGACGAUGACUUGGAGGGGGAGGUGACGGAGGAAUGCGGAAAGUUUGGUGCCGUGAACCGGGUCAUCAUCUACCAGGAACGUCAGGGCGAGGAAGACGACGCCGAGAUCAUCGUUAAGAUCUUCGUGGAGUUCUCUGACAGUGGUGAAAUGAAUAAGGCCAUCCAGGCCCUGAACAACCGGUGGUUUGCGGGUCGUAAGGUCGUGGCUGAAGUCUACGAUCAGGAGCGUUUCAAUAAAAGCGACCUUUCGGCAUAAGACUGACCAACUCUCUGUCCACCUGCUCAAACUCAUUCAGCCUCCAUCUCUGCUGCUCGAGUUUUGGGAUUCUUUUAAACUUGUAAUUAUUUUUUUUAUUGUGGUCAAUAAUAAUAUUGGGGACAAUCCCAUUGGAGGGAUUUGACUUAGAAAAUAUUUGUGCUUAAUGGAAUUUUUUUUUUUUUUUUGUCAUCACCUACUGUGAAAGAUUUUUUUCUUUGUUUAUUUGCAAAUUGUUUUCUAAUUUGUCGAUUUGGUUCCAUUGUUCUCUUAUGUUCUGACCCCCAACCUUUUUUUUUUUUUUUUUCUUUUUUUAACAAAAAAAAACAAGUUUUUCCAUCACUAAUGUUCUGUUAAGAUUCUAAACGUUGUACUGGAGUCAUUGGUUCUGAAUUUACUGAACAAUAAAUUCUUCAAAUACGCCA
This is a messenger RNA of Pangasianodon hypophthalmus (striped catfish), 2897 nucleotides long. It is a transcript of the gene puf60b, whose product is annotated as poly-U binding splicing factor b. NCBI's taxonomy places the organism in Eukaryota, Metazoa, Chordata, Actinopteri, Siluriformes, Pangasiidae. Gene Ontology annotation, molecular function: RNA binding. The coding region runs from base 1162 to 2472 and encodes 436 amino acids. The record is from RefSeq and is a predicted model, not a curated record. Gene Ontology annotation, biological process: mRNA splice site recognition; alternative mRNA splicing, via spliceosome; regulation of alternative mRNA splicing, via spliceosome. Gene Ontology annotation, cellular component: catalytic step 2 spliceosome; precatalytic spliceosome. The transcript has 9 exons.